UUUAAAUCAUAAUUUAUCAACCUUCGCUGAAGGAUGUUGGAGCAUGCAAUCAGAAUGAAAGAGCGAGUUGGAUCAGCGAACAAGCUUCGGAAUUAUGAUACGGACGGCUACAUAAAGCGGGCCGGCUGCAUAUGCUUCAGAACAAACCAUGCAAAGGAAGUUCUGUUGGUAACAAGCAACAGGUAUCCAGAUAAGUGGAUAGUGCCAGCGGGAGGAGUAGAAGCUGGAGAAAGAUUCCAAGAUGCAGCUGUUCGAGAGGUUUUUGAGGAAGCUGGAGUGCGUGGAAAUAUUAUGCAUUGUCUUGGAGUGUUUCAGAAUGAAACAAGCAAGACAAGAACAAAGAUGUAUGUUCUGCAUGUAACAGAAGAGUGUGAUUACUGGGAUGACGCCGCAAAAGGGCGAAGGAGAGGUUGGUUUUCAAUACGCAAGGCAUGGGAACUACUCUCUCACAGACCUUGUCAACAGUUGUACCUGCGUGAUGUUAUGAAGAUCGAUGAACAAAAUCAGUGGCUCUAUGACUCACCGAUCCGGUUCUCUACGCCACUCGUCAUUAACGAAUCACGAAACAACCAAUCAAACGCUGAAGUUUCGCCGUAGCAUGUAAAGUAAAAACCUUUAAAAAUACUCUUUUGGUAAUGAUCAUCACUGUCCUAGGCGUGACAAGAGUUAUUUGGAAUCAAUCACUGGACUGGAUGUAAUUUAGUCGCGAACGGUUGCAAAAGAAUUGUGAAUACUUUCAUCAUUCAGUGAGGAUCGCUGGGAGGUCUUACACUAAUUUGGGUGUGAUUUUACUCACAAGCGGUCGAGAAAUUAUUGUAUAUAGUUUGUUUCAUCAAUACUCUGAACAGAUCCUAAAUUACUCUGAAUCAAUCAUAAAUUAUUGUCGGGUAUAACGAUUGAAGGCAAAGGCGGAAGAAUUUUGUGCAUAAGCCGUUACAUUCCUUAAUAAACUUUAGGAAUCUUCACUUUG
This is a messenger RNA of Pocillopora damicornis (cauliflower coral), 970 nucleotides long. Its product is annotated as diphosphoinositol polyphosphate phosphohydrolase 1. Gene Ontology annotation, cellular component: cytoplasm; nucleus. The record is from RefSeq and is a predicted model, not a curated record. Gene Ontology annotation, biological process: diadenosine pentaphosphate catabolic process; diphosphoinositol polyphosphate metabolic process; adenosine 5'-(hexahydrogen pentaphosphate) catabolic process. Lineage: Eukaryota; Metazoa; Cnidaria; Anthozoa; Scleractinia; Pocilloporidae. Gene Ontology annotation, molecular function: diphosphoinositol-polyphosphate diphosphatase activity; bis(5'-adenosyl)-pentaphosphatase activity; endopolyphosphatase activity.